This is a messenger RNA of Geodia barretti, 3833 nucleotides long. The record is from the annotation of a GenBank genome assembly. Lineage: Eukaryota; Metazoa; Porifera; Demospongiae; Tetractinellida; Geodiidae.
AGAACCCUAACAGUUCUGGAGGGAGGGAGAGAGGGAAGAGUUUGCACAAGAACAGAGAGAUCGAGCUCUCUAGUAGAUGGUAGGAGGAGAGAGGGAGCAGUAGUCACCAAGUGAGAAAUAUCAUUGGUCCCUUUUCGCGAAGACAUGAGCGGAGCAACGGCCGAGUUGGUGAGGCUGAUCGACCUCUCGCUCGGGAACCAGCCGAGCGGCGCCGUCAACUUCAACUACCUCCACACUCUCAUGCACGCAAUCGUGGGUCGUCUUGGGUCUAUAGAGCACGCGUAUCUUGCCGAUGGAGCCGUGGACGGCCUGAUCCUGCCGGCGACUGGAGAAAUCGCAGGAGGCGGUGCAGGAACCGCGGGAGGAGGCGUCGAUGCAUCCGCAGGAGGAGGGAGAGCCGGGGAAAGAACUACAACAGCUGCUGGUGUAGGCGGUAGGGAAAUGAAGACAGGAGAACCGAGUGGUACGGAGGGUAAGGAGGGAGCAGUGACCAGUGGCACAUCUCAGGAGCCAGGGAAAGCAGAGGAGGCGGUUGACGGCACUGGGGAAGUCACCAGAAAGGAGCCUUCCCUCCCCCCACCUGGAACGGGGGGAGACGAUCUGUCAGAGUCAAGAAUCCCGUCGUCUGGUCGAGCAUCCAGGGCCGGCCAACACAGCAGUUCAGACUUCUACCAGCGGCAGAAGUCGACGUUUGUGACGGCGGCCAACGACCUGGGAGCCCUGGAGAGGAAACUGCAGGAGCUGGAGAGCAGGCUGAAUGCCAUGGACACACUUCCAGAGCUCCUCGAGAGGAAAUCCUCAGACAUGGGCGCGACGCCGAUCAAGGACCGUUGGAAUUUCACCAACCUCACCAAGCGACUGAGUGCAGCCGAGGAUGGGUUGGAGCAGAACUCGACCCUGGUGGAUGAUCUACUGGGAGAGGUGCAGAACAUCAAGUCUGCCGUGACAGGAUGCGAGAACUCACUGUCUCAACUUGGAGACAAGCUGUCAGGUGAGAUUGCUGGCAUCAUGGAACAGCUGAAGGCACUGGAUGACCUGAAGAUGGCAGCAGCCAAAGACUCCAUGGGAGAAGCCGCUGCAGCGAUGUUGAGUGAGCUCCAGAGCAAGAUUGACUCUCUCCAGUCUGAACUGAAUAAUGUCAAAGGAGCGGUGGAUUCCCUGGACCUGAGUCCGUUUGCCACGAGGGCAGAGGUGGAGGAGCAGAGCCAGCAGUCCUCGGAGCUGGGAGGGAGGAUGGAGAGUGUGGAGGGAGACAUGGGGAGACUCACGGAGCAGAUUGAGCAGCUUAAGACUACGAAACUCAACAUAGCGGACAUGGCCUCGCUGAUGCCAACUGGAGACUCAGAGGAAAUGGCUGCUCUCCUCCCAAGACUCAUGGAGCUGCAGAGUCGACUGGACCAAGUCGAAGGAGAACUGGGGAAGGCCACAGCUCUACCACCUGAUGUGAUGGACCAGAUCUCAGCCAUGCAGAAAGCCAUUGAUAAACUGACUGCCGACCUUGCCUCCCUGUCGUCUCAGAUUGGAGGUAGCAGCGAGGAGCGUGCGAGACUGGAGGAGCUAGGGUCAGAGGUCGCUCAGAUGAGAGAGAGGAUGGCUGAAGUGGACAGAGCAGUCGGUGCUCUCACAGAUGCCGUCUCCACGCUGCGGGAUUCAGCCGCCCCAGCCGAUGAAGAAUCGGACGUCAAGUACGCGGACCUGGACUCCGUGACGGCACUGCAGGAGUUGGUGACCCAGCAGCAGCAGGACCAGGAGAGACUCAUCGGCACCGUCGCACACGUCUCCAACGAGGUGGAGAUCAACAAGGAACACAUCAAGGCUCUCUACUCGUCAGCGGAUGAACUGAGAGCAACAAAGGCCGACAGGGAGCAGCUAGAGGUAGAGGUCAGAGAGAAAGCAGACCGAGCGGCGCUGGAAGGGAAGGCAAGUCGAGAAUGGGUGGACUCGACAUUUGAGAGGCUGGACCAGAAGAUCAGGGAGGCAAGGGACCAAAUGAUGGGGCAGGAGGAAGCCCUCCGCUCGGCCGUGCACCGACUCGACGAAGACGUGGACACAAAACUGGACAAAGGAGAGCUGGAGCCUCUCAAAGACUACUUUGACAAGAAGUUUGCUCGAGUGAAGACAGCUCCAGCAGAGAGAGAAGAGGCACUGGUUGAAGAUGCCGCCGGAUUCAGAAAGUAAGCCAUGCUGUAUACAAUACUGUGGACUGGAGCAUGAGACCCACACCGGUGUACCCUACCACCACAUGCAGGCCUCUGAGGUUUAGGUGCAUCUCCUGUGACAGACCACUGGGACUGAAACAAGCUGAGGCCAUACCAGCUCUACCGUCAGUGGGCACAAUGCCAGGCACUCGCUCCUUCAGACCCUACACCACUUACGAACUGGAGCUCAUACGAAGACACCAGAGAAUGGGUCUGCCUGUGUUUGGACCAAUGAUGCAGUUCUCCCGAGGACCUCGCAGUGCGGGCGGGGCACACACCCUCACCCACAGCAGACGGAGGGUCAGAGUGGCUCCCCUCAGCUCCGCCUACUCCCCCGAGCCCUACACUAACCCUCCCUCUCGAGUCAGUGUUCACCAUGAGCUAGACAUAACUGGUCAAGAUGGCCACAUCUACAAGGGAAGGAUGUCUAGUCGCAACAAACUGCCUCGUCUCAAGAGUCGAAACUACACCUACCAGUGAAACCAUCCACCCAUCCGUCCCACCUCUCUUCCCCAACCAUUUUUCACAUCACAAUACACACACACACACACUCUCUCUCCAUAAGCAUGCACAUGUACACAUCAACAGUGUUCUGCUAUAGACAGCAUGUCGAAUAUAUAGUUUGAUGAGAGGAUUCUCUUUCUAUAAAUCACACAAUGGACACAUGUUCUGUGUUCAAGUCUUCUAUUGUGUGUGGUCUUAGAACUGUUUGUGUCAGAAUCGAUUGGUUAGAUCACGAAAUCUUCAAACGUUUUGUAUAAUUGUACACUGCCACAAUAGCAACAUAAAAUUGGUAUCAUGUCAGUAUUACAUGUGUAAAAAAGCGCCUAGACAUAAAGAUGGAUGAAAGAAAUGGACAUAAUGAGGCAGUAAUUCGAACAGAGCCACAGCGACACUUUACAGAGAGAAAAAGGAGGAGAAAUGGAAGGGGGAGAGGGGUGCCGCGGUAGGGAUCCACUUGUCAAUACUCUGCUUCCUUGAUGCACUCCUCAACCAUCUCCCUGAGUCCUGGAUUCUCCAUGGCCGCGGCCACCCUCUCCUUGUCAUUGAUCUGCUUGUUCACGUCACCUUCGAUGGCGUGCGCACCCUCCGACACAACAAUGUCCAGUUUGAACCUUGCCUCCAAACAUCGCUCCAGCUUCACGCGGAGACAGAGUCCGAUGAGAGUAGCCAGCGAGCAGUGCGGGACGGUCGGAGUAAACACUAACUUAAUCCACAGCUCUUCUUCUUCCUCUUCUUCGGUUUUGUUGGUAAUGCCUGAGGGCAGAGUGGAUUUGGUUUCCACAGAGGUUUGACUGCUGCUGUCGGUUUGUUGAGUGUUGGAUGCGGCAACUCUAUUCUGACAGAAGGUGUGGCGACGGACAGUAAUGCAGUCCUCGCUGACAACAUUGAGCUCCUCCAGAGUGUGAGGGUGUUCAGGGUCCUUUAUGUCUCGGAUCAGACCGAAUAUCUCCGAGACUACAGGGUCCAGUUGGGGGUCAGGUGGCUUGUGGGACGGGCUGCAGAGCGUUGGGUUUGGGUUGCUGAGCCCUCCUUGAGGCUGCAGCGGGGCUGCGGCCAUUCACAGAGCUACCGGACACGCUCCAGGAUGCCUGUUCGGCAUCAGCUUGUUGCGCUCCAAUUAGAAUCAGCAGU